Messenger RNA from Populus euphratica (Euphrates poplar), 547 nucleotides. RefSeq names its product protein LIM3-like. The transcript has 2 exons. The record is from RefSeq and is a predicted model, not a curated record. Lineage: Eukaryota; Viridiplantae; Streptophyta; Magnoliopsida; Malpighiales; Salicaceae. The coding region runs from base 28 to 369 and encodes 113 amino acids.
ACAACCAAGACCGGAGAGGGAGAAGAGAUGGCUAUCUUGAAUGUCCAGUACUUUAUGAUCCUAGCCAUUCUCGCAGUGAUCGGAAUUCUGAUUCCGAGCAACAAUGUAGCCCUUGGCCAAGAAUGCCAUGGUGACUUCCAAGGUUUAAUAGCACAAUGUUCCAAGUAUGUUCAGGUACAAGGGCCACAGACAGACCCAUCUCCCGACUGUUGCAAUGCAAUCAAGACUCUCGAUGUGCCUUGUGUGUGUAAGCAAGUCACUAAUGGCAUUGAAGCUCUCAUUGAUAUGGCAAAAGUGGCCUAUGUUGCUCAAUAUUGUGGCAUACCACUCGCACAUGGCACCAAAUGUGGAAGCUUCACCAUUCCAUGAAAAUGGUCACAUCAACACUCCCAAGUUAUAGCUAUGAGCUACUAAUUACUGGACUAGAAUAAACAUUCAAGUUGAUGUAUUGAAUAAUUAGCGAGGAUUUUAAAAUAUUCAAGUUGAUGUAUUGAGCUACUGUUUUUCAAAUGGCUUUUGUUAUUAAAGAUGCCUUGAUAUCUAUGGA